Molecule: messenger RNA, 1166 nt
Organism: Oryzias melastigma (Indian medaka)
Lineage: Eukaryota; Metazoa; Chordata; Actinopteri; Beloniformes; Adrianichthyidae
Gene: rnaset2l
Product: ribonuclease T2, like
Exons: 9
Coding region: 327-1124 (265 amino acids)
Biological process (GO): RNA catabolic process
Cellular component (GO): extracellular region
Molecular function (GO): ribonuclease T2 activity; RNA binding
Source: RefSeq, a predicted model, not a curated record
CAUCAGCUUCUGUUUGGAGUUCAGAGGAGAAGAUUCUCACUCCAGAAGAUCUGAAUCCUCCAGUCUCAUCUCUACCACUGUUGGUUCUUCUCUUCUCAGCUUCAUGUCAAAGACAGAGUUAAGAUGAAGCUCGUCCUACAUUCACCUUCAGCUUUAGGGAAGUGCUUCCAUUCUGAGUAGAAACAGAAGAUCGUCAUGAUCGAUCGUCCUCUGCAGCUGCAGAAAGCAGAAGCUGCGGCGCAGCAGCAACUCUCACUUCUGGCUUUUCUGGGUGAUCUCGGCGUGACGCUGAGGACGGCGCUCAGAGCAGCAGCGGCAGCGUCACGAUGCGCUGCUCAGUGCUUCCCCUGGUGGUCGCCCUCCUCCUCCUGCUGCCGCCAGUUGCCAUGGAAACACAGGAAAAUGACUUCAAAGAUGGCUGCCAAGGCGCCGCGCUGCAGGACGGCGAGCACGACUGCACCUGGAGCUGCAUCAUUUUCACGCUGCAGUGGCCCGGCGGCUUCUGCGCGUCUUUGUUCAACGAGACCCUCUGCAGGAUCCCCGACGGCGUCACCGGCUGGACCAUCCACGGCCUGUGGCCCCAACAUGCGCAGAGAUGCUGCAGCUGCUGGCCCAUGUUCCACUCCGACGUCCAGGAGCUGGAGGACGAGCUGGCGGAAUACUGGCCGUCCUUACUGACAACCAGAUCACGCUUCCAGUUCUGGAAGCAGGAGUGGUCCAAACACGGCGCGUGUGCCGCCUGCGUGGAGGGAUUCAAUUCUCCUCAGAAGUACUUCCAGAUUUCCCUGAAACUGCGACAAUCGUUUGAAAUCCAACGAAUCCUGGAAGACGCUGGAAUCACGCCGUCCUGCGAGCGGCGGUACAAGGUAGCAGAGGUGCAGAGCGUCCUGACUCCACACGUGGGCGACCAAUACGAGAUCCAGUGUGUGGUGGAUCACAGGGACCGACAGGUGUGGUUCCAGGUGAAGAUCCAGAUGUCCCGGGACCUGACCCUGGGGUGUUCUCACCCUGAUGCCGGGUCAGGAACCGGAUCCGAGCCGUCUCCAGGACAUCCGUGCCCCCCCGAGGUCCCGUUCUUCUACUUCCCCAUCAACCACCAGCAGCCGGAGCGGCCCUGCGACUGACCGGGCGGCGGGACGCGUCACAAACCUUCACGAAACAUUUAA